Messenger RNA from Theobroma umbraticum, 773 nucleotides. RefSeq lists its product as uncharacterized. The record is from RefSeq and is a predicted model, not a curated record. Lineage: Eukaryota; Viridiplantae; Streptophyta; Magnoliopsida; Malvales; Malvaceae.
UUGCCUAAAUUAAAGCUAGCUGAGUUUCUCUGACAAUAGUUUCUCUUCUCUCAUAAAUAUUAGAGCAGAUAGAGGGACGAAAAACAUGGCUCUAAGAUGGUUUGUUCAUUCAGCAUGUCAUGUUUUGGGGUACCCAAAGGACGACCACCCUAGUCACUUGCAGCACUGCAACAACAUGGGAAGCUACCAAAAAGAAGGACAUAGCGGUGGAGUCAUUCGGAGCUCGAAGGUCUCCAACGGUGAGCAGCUGUCGACCCAGACCGCAGAAAUGCAUCUCUCGGGGUUCCAAAUGCCUCUCCACUACCCUCGCUACACAAAAGCUGAUUACCAGAAGAUGGAGGAGUGGAAGGUGGACGUGCUUCUGAGGGAAUAUGGGCUAAGUUUCAAGGGCACCCUCGAUGAGAAGAGAGCAUAUGCAAUGGGGGCAUUCUUGUGGCCUGAUCAGUAUUGAUUUUACUUCAUGUUCAUAACUUGGCAGAUAAACAUAUUCGGUGUUUGCAGGGCUGAGAAUCUUUAGCUAGCUCCAUCCAUAAAUUAUGUAUCAAGCUGCUGGUAGCUGCAUGCAGUUAAUAUCUUUAUUAGUGUUAACAUAGUUGUGUCUGGUGUGGUCUUGUCGUAAUUAAGCGUGAUGGGCGUGGAACUUGAAUUUUGUUUAAUGGAGUUGUAUGAUCUUAAGAAUAAUAUUGAAGAGAGAGGUGGAGGGAUCGAGAUACACCUACACAUGUCUUUUUCCUCCUUGAGCUUAAAUAUAUCAGUUAAUCUCGUAGGUUUUU